GACAACAAACCCACGAGUCCGUUGGUUCCGCGUCAACAUUGAAAUAACUUUUCUAACAAAAUUUUUUGUUUUUCCACCACCGCCACCAGACCUUAUCGAAUAUUUCUGCACUCCGAUUCCCGAUAGCAAGAUGUUUAACAGACAAACAAGUCUGUGGAUGGGUGAUCUGGACCCAUACAUGGAUGAAAACUUCAUUAAACAAGCCUUCGGUGCUAUGGGAGAGUCGCCGUUUGGAGUCAAAAUCAUCACUCACAGGAUCACAGGUGGUUCGGCAGGAUACUGCUUUGUGGAGAUGGCAGACGAAGAGAGUGUUGAUCGCUGCGUUGAAAGACUCAAUGGAAAACUGGUUCCCGGAUCAAACCCGCCUCGCAAGUUUAAGCUAAAUUUUGCCACCUAUGGGAAACGGCCAGAGGCAGGGCCCGAGUUCUCAGUCUUUGUGGGCGACCUGUCCUCUGAGGUGGAUGACUACCAGCUCCACCAAGCCUUUAAGAAGUUCCCCUCCUGCAAGGGAGCCAAAGUAGUCACCGACCAGUAUGGCUACUCCAGAGGCUACGGCUUUGUCAAGUUUGCCGAUGAAAGUGAGCAGAAGGCGGCCAUCGAGGAGUGCCAGGGCACGGUGCUCGGCGGGAAAGCACUCAGACUCAGUUUUGCAGUGGCAAAGAGUCAAAAGACAAACACCUGGGUGAGCCAGACUCCCAGUUACCAGAGCAAUUACAGCCCGUCUCCAUCCAGCUACUAUGGUGCUGGGGGGCAAGGCUACUACCCUCAGUGGGGCGCUUGCGGUCAGUACAGCGGCUACAGCAAUGGCAGCUACAACUACAACUACAACUACUCGCCCUACGGGUACCCUCCGCCCAGCCAUAUGAUGCCGCCACCUCCCGUGGCGAUGCCGCCCACGUCUGCUGACGUGACAGGAAGCGUCCAGGAGAGCCAUGAAGACUCUGGAGAAAGAGAGGAGGAGGAUGCAGAAGCAACAAUCCAAGAAUGCAACGUGGACCAGUGGAACGAAGACUUUAUGCAGCGCAGCGAAGAGCUCUAUGACGCCUUGAUGGACUCUCACUGGGAACCACUGGACUCCUAUGACUCUCCCAUACCCCCUCUGUCGUGAUGCAUUCUUGCCGUCCUUCAAUUCCUCCACAGACUUGACCCACAAUCUUCUGCGACACCUAAGUUAUUCAACUCAUCAUCAAAUAGUCACACCUUUAUUUUAUUGUUUACCAUGUUGGUAAGAUCCAGAAUGGCUGGUAAAAUAAUGUUCAGCCACAGUGUUUGUGGCUUGUUGACAUUGUUAGUCACGUUGACAUUAGCUGUAGCCAGCUAGUUAGAUUGUAUGAUGAGGCGGUGUGUCUGAUGUAAGGGAAUGUGGCUUAGCAGGGCUGCAGUUGCAAGAACCUUCAGGCGGCGUACCAAGGAGCGCCGUCGUUCUCCGCUUGCGUGAUGUAUUUCCCAAGUUCCCAGCACCAUCUUCCGUUGGGAGUUUUGGCUUUGUAUUUUGUAUAUUUCUUAUUUCCAGACGUGUGUGAUCAAUUAAAAAAGGAAAUGUACGAGUCUCCUGGCUUUGGAGUUGAAACGAUGAUGGGAGAAUGAUUCGACAAUUUUUAUUGGGCAGUUGCCAUCCACAGUUACGCAGCAAUUAUUCAUACGCUUGCCUGUUUGAAGCCCUAAGGUAGAAGAAGGAUAUCCGUUUUCAUGCAAAAGCUGUACAAUGUUUAUAUUAUGUGACUUAACAGGUAGCAGCUGUACCAUUACACCACCAAGGACUAACAGGUGAGUAGCUAAAUUCUGCCAAUUUAUUUUUUUAUUACUUGGUUCUCUUUUUUUUUUCUCUCUCCUGCCUCAGGCUGGCUUGGCGAGAACAAAGUGACACCACCUGACUUGGUCCCCACGGUGACGCUUACGUUCUUCACCAUAGUGAGAUUUUACAUGUACUGUAAAGUGGAACCACACACCUUCACAAAUCACUAUUCACUGCCACAAACGGGGGUGAGGGUGGGGGGUACUACAUCUACGAUAACACAUCUCAGUCACUAUGAGUGGGUAAUCUACUAAACAGGUGAUAAUACAGGUCAAAUGUGCAGCAUAUUAUGUACCAAUGUUCAAAAUAAUCAUUCUUUUUUCCUGAAGCGUUGAGAUUUCCCAUUUUUAGGGGGUUCUUGAAUGCACCGUAGCUGUGUGCAUUCUACGCCAUGACUGAUUCCAUCUGCUCAUCAUUGAUUGGUGGUGAGUAGCGAUUUUAUUCAUUUUUCACUUAUACAUUUUCCUAAAUGUGUUUUCAUAAGAAUUGGGGGCAUAUUUGGGGAUUAAACCUUCAUUGUGAAGAGAGUGAACUGUAGCAAUUGAGAGAAGGAGGGGGUUCUGGAGCUGAAUCCAAUCUAACUGCAACACUCACUUUUUUGGCAAAUGCUGAUCUGACAUCCAGCGAAGAUGAUGAAGAGUUUUAGGGUCUUUCUUUACAACUCAAGGUUUCUGUCCUCACCUUCUGACACCUCAAAGUGCAGCCUGGGGGCCAUUUGCGGCACACUCUCAAAAUAGAAUUGAAUGAGAAUAUACUAAAAAAAAUCAGCAAAAUUGGAGGAAAUAUGGUUGUAUUUUAACGAGAAAGUCAAUUUUAUGAGAAUGUCAUUUUAUUAGCACAAAUGACAUAAGAAUAAGACUUAAGUUGUAUGAGAAACAAAACACCAUUUUGGAAAUUUUGGUUGCAUAAAGCUAUCAGAAUAAACUCAUAAUUCGGAAAAAAAUUGGUGCGAAAAAAGUUGAAAUGGUUGUAAAAUCAAAUAAAAGUAAUUUUACAAGAAAUGGUCAACAUUGUAAGAGAAAAGUUGUAACCCAUUACAAGAGUAAACUGGUAAUAUUAUAACAAAUCAAAUGGGGGGAAAAAAAAACAAAAAAUUGAAAAGUCAGCAGUUAUUUAAGGAGAAUAAAUUAAAAAUGUUAAGAGAAAAAAAUAUUUUAUGUGAAUAAACUAAUGUGGUUUUGGGUGAAAACAAUGGGGGAAAAAAGAACCAAAUUAAUAAUAUGCUUUUUCACUUUGAUAAAACAUCUUAGCAUAUGAACUUCUAUACAACAUGUCGAACUGUAAUUUUUCAUGAUGUGGCCUUUGCUGGAAAACCCUUUGGACACCCCAGGGGGUACGUGUCUUGCCAUCUUACGUAGGACACCAGUGCUUAUGUUCUUCAGGAUAUUCUAAAUGCUUGUGGUGGUUAUGAGUAACAAGUAGACCUGUCAUGUUAAGGGAUAAAUCGACUUAUCCAACAAUCUUCCUUGAAGCUGUCCUUCUGAUUUGAUUGUAAAAACCUGGAAAAAGAAGCUGAAACGUUGUCAAACCCAAACGUUUUCAGUCUACAGCAGAAAUAAAGGUUCACUGGUCCAGUACUUCUGGAGCUUUCUCAAAUGAAGUAUGAAAGUCUUUCGGUUUCGCCAGUUUAUAUUAUGUAUGUCUUCCCACGUCAAUUCUGGUUCUUGAACAAUCCCAGUCCAGGUCCCCCAGGGCAGUACCAGCUGGGACCUUGACAGUACCAACCCUGGUAUAAUCCCCUCCAGCUCAAGCAGCCUAGAGCGCCUCCUAGCAACUGUGUGGGGAACUGAGGGAAGUAGGCAAGGAGACAAAGGAGCAGGAAGAGCCAGAGGCAGAGCAGAAGAACACAGAACAAAAAAAGGAUCCGAAGCGGAGCAUCAGAAAAGCCACCCUGGCUGAGAUAAGGCCCAAACACUGCUGUUUCUUCAGAAAGCAGCAGACAGCAGAGACAGAGGAGGAAGACGUCCUCCGAAACCUCAUAUCCUCUCCACAGCAUCCCGGCUCGCAGACAUUCCGCCUUGCUCUCCCCUUCUCGUAACACCAAGACAGGCUGACUGUUAUUGAUGUCCGGGCUGCCCACAAGCGGCUCAUAGCAGCUUCCUGUAGCGUUUUCCAGAAGGUCCAGAAGUUUGCAGAAGACAAACCACAGUCCACCAGCCGCUCCCAGCCGAGAGAGGUGGCGGCAUGACAGUGAUAGGGAUCGGCGGGUGGAGAAGGACAGGAGAAAAACAAAGGAGCCGACCAGGAUGCACGUCCAACCCCAACCAGAUCGCAAAAACAUCCUGAGAGAACAGGAGAAACCAAUAAAUAACCCAGAACAUUUUUGGAUUACAGUGGAACCUCAGUUUGUACAUGCCCUGAUUGGCGUGUUUUUCUAACCAAAGGUAGACAGGAAACAACCUCACCUGUAGAGGAAGUGGCUUCUCUUGGCAAACACACUGUGCUGGGAGACCCACAAACUCAGCACAGGGCCGAACAUCACCAUGGCCGACAGCAGCAGGUGAAAGUGCCGACGGAACAACGUGUUGCCCAGCAGGUGGGCAGCCAAGUCCGUCAGGACCACCAGGACCGUGUUCAGGAUCAUCUGGACCCAGAACCAAGACUGACUGGGUGAAAUGGAACCGACAAGAGACUCCUUGUUGUGGAACGUAGAUCCUGUAGAGUUUCGGAGCUGCUUGGGUUAGCUGCGUCUGUGCGGGACAACACGGACAUUCUGGCGGCUGACUUUUGGCAUCUCGGGCUCCAAAUAUGUUCGCAGUGUCGAAUCCAGUUGUGAAGUUCUAAGCUCUGACACUUAGUCCAUUAUUUUCAUGGACAGAAUUUCUAGGUGU
Molecule: messenger RNA, 4626 nt
Organism: Doryrhamphus excisus (bluestripe pipefish)
Lineage: Eukaryota; Metazoa; Chordata; Actinopteri; Syngnathiformes; Syngnathidae
Gene: trnau1apb
Product: tRNA selenocysteine 1 associated protein 1b
Molecular function (GO): RNA binding
Source: RefSeq, a predicted model, not a curated record